GGGAGCUGAGACCUGAAUCAAAUGGCAGUUAUGUGUGAAGAAGUCAAAGAAGAAAGGCGCGGAUUCAGUAACUCGGCCCAACUCUCAAAUCUCAGCUGCUAUGGCAGCCGUCACACCACUGCUUUUGCUCCUACUUCUCUCCAGCGCACCAUCGUUUUCAUCAGGGUCUCGAAAUGCGUACAACAUCAAUGGUAGAGUGAAGAUUCCCCAAGGUCUAGGCACAAAAGGGUAUGCUUUGCCCGGAAGAAUGUCCAACGUCAAAGUUUUACUCAAUGGUGGCCAAAACAUUACUUUUCUGAGACCUGAUGGAUACUUUUCAUUUCACAACAUACCAGCAGGGACUCAUUUGAUUGAAGUGUCUGCAAUCGGCUAUUUCUUUUCUCCGGUUAGAGUUGAUGUUAGUGCUAGAAACCCAGGCAAGGUGCAGGCAGCAUUGACAGAAAACAGGAAGGGUCUCAGUGAAUUGGUUUUAGAGCCGUUGAGAGAGGAACAAUAUUAUGAGAUUAGGGAACCUUUCUCCAUAAUGUCUCUUCUCAAAAGCCCAAUGGGUCUCAUGGUGGGGUUUAUGCUGGCUGUUGCAUUCUUAAUGCCCAAAUUAGUUGAAAACAUGGAUCCGGAGGAAAUGAGGCGAGCUCAAGAGGAAAUGAGAAGCCAAGGGGUUCCUUCUUUAUCAAGUUUGCUACCAGGAGGUGCGAGGAAUUAAGUAUUUUGAUCAUGAACUAUCAACUCUUUGGUAGAUUAAACUUGAAAGGGUGGCUUAAAAGCCAAGCUGGAUGGUAUAAUAUUCACUGCUUGGCUGCUGAAAUAUUUGGACGUUUAUAUCCUUUCUCCUCCUUGGGAGCAACCCUUUAUUUUUUUUUUUUUUUUUUUUUGAGUUGUAGAUCUAUCGCAUUCUAGUACUUUUUUAACUUGGUGUUGACAUCUAUUCAUUGCUGUCAAGCUCUAAUGUCUUGAAAAAAAAGUCAGUUCAUUUAGUUAUGGACACCAUGGUUUUUGUUUU
Molecule: messenger RNA, 1000 nt
Organism: Gossypium raimondii (Peruvian cotton)
Lineage: Eukaryota; Viridiplantae; Streptophyta; Magnoliopsida; Malvales; Malvaceae
Product: ER membrane protein complex subunit 7 homolog
Exons: 8
Coding region: 101-703 (200 amino acids)
Cellular component (GO): EMC complex
Molecular function (GO): carbohydrate binding
Source: RefSeq, a predicted model, not a curated record